This is a messenger RNA of Melozone crissalis (California towhee), 751 nucleotides long. Its product is annotated as integrator complex subunit 3-like. The record is from RefSeq and is a predicted model, not a curated record. The transcript is spliced from 7 exons. NCBI's taxonomy places the organism in Eukaryota, Metazoa, Chordata, Aves, Passeriformes, Passerellidae. The annotation marks the transcript as partial. Gene Ontology annotation, cellular component: cytoplasm.
UUCAGAGCCUGGACUGGGAGACCUUUGAGCAGUACUGCACCUGGCAGCUGUUCCUGGCCCACAACAUCCCCCUGGAGACCAUCAUCCCCAUCCUGCAGCACCUCAAGUACAAGGAGCACCCCGAGGCCCUGUCCUGCCUCCUGCUGCAGCUGCGCAGGGAAAAGCCCAGCGAGGAGAUGGUGAAGAUGGUGCUGAGCCGGCCGUGCCACCCCGAGGACCAGUUCACCACCAGCAUCCUGCGGCACUGGGGGCUGCGGCACGACGACCUGCUGGGCGAGCACAUCAAGGCCCUGCUGAUCAAAAACAACAGCCUGCCCCGGAAAAGACAGAGCCUCCGCAGCUCCAGCAGCAAACUGGCCCAGCUCACCCUGGAGCAGAUCCUGGAGCACCUGGACAACCUCAGGCUCAACCUCACCAACACCAAGCACAACUGUGGUUUCAGCCAGACCCCGAUCCUGCAGGCGCUGCAGCACGUCCAGGCCAGCUGCGACGAAGCUCACAAAAUGAAGUUCUCGGAUCUCUUCUCCCUGGCCGAGGAAUACGAGGAUUCCUCCAGCAAACCGCCCAAGAGCCGCCGCAAGGCCGCGGCCCUGGCCAGCCCCCGCAGCCGCAAGAACGCGGCGCAGCCCCAGAACAACGAGGAGGAGUCCGGCUCCAGCAGCGCCUCGGAGGAGGAGGACGCCAAACCCAAACCGGCCAAGAGGAAAAGGAAAGGUUCCUCUGCUGUGGGGUCUGACAGUGACUGAGGGGU